Messenger RNA from Cheilinus undulatus (humphead wrasse), 1616 nucleotides. RefSeq names its product gastrula zinc finger protein XlCGF26.1-like. The record is from RefSeq and is a predicted model, not a curated record. Gene Ontology annotation, biological process: regulation of transcription by RNA polymerase II. Gene Ontology annotation, molecular function: DNA-binding transcription factor activity; RNA polymerase II cis-regulatory region sequence-specific DNA binding. NCBI's taxonomy places the organism in Eukaryota, Metazoa, Chordata, Actinopteri, Labriformes, Labridae. Bases 92 to 1501 code for a protein of 469 amino acids. The transcript is spliced from 2 exons.
GCUCAUUCGCUCUGAGCACAGUUGGCGCGUUUGAAAAGGUGUUUAGUCGGCUUUUCUUCCAAGCCUUCCUCGACUCCCGGAUGUUUUUAAAAUGUCUGGAUUUCAGGGUCUAUCAGUUUUUCCUGAGGAGGUCCAGCAGUAUUUAGUAAGUAAAGAAGAUGUUUCCCCUGAGCAGCAGAAGCAAAGCUCCAGUCUCAACCUGAAGAUUACUGAGCCUCCACACAUAAAAGAGGAGCCAGAGGAACCGUGGAGUAGUCAGGAGCGAGAGCAGCUUCAAGAGCCAGAGGAGGAUGAAAUCAUCAAGUUCACUUUUGUUCCUGAUGAUGUGAAGAGUGAAGAUGAAGAGAAACCUCUCUCAUCACAGCUUCAUCAAAUACAGACUGAAGAGAUGGAAACAGGAGCUGGUGAAGAGGACUGCGGUGGAGUAGAGGCAGCCAGAUACUUUGAUCCAGAUAGGGAUUUAAAACCAGAGACUGAGGUCAAGACUGAUGAACCCCCUGAUCCUGAGACUGAUUACAGCAAUGGCUGGAGGAAGUCAGCACAACAUCAGUUAGGUUUAGAGUCUGUGGGAAAUGUCACAAAGGAGAGAACAAAGACUGAUAAGAAAUUGUAUAUCUGCUCUGAGUGUGGCCGAAGAUUUACUCUAAAAGAAAGGUUGAAUUCACAUAUGAGAAUUCACAGAGAACCGAGACCCUUUGACUGCACUGAGUGUGGUGAGGCAUUUACCCAAAAAGACAAUUUGAUUGAACACAUUAAAAUUCAUACAGGAAAGACACAGUUCAGCUGCUUAGAGUGUGGCCAAAUAUUUAACUUAGUCUGUGCUCUGAAAGACCAUCUUGCAAUUCACAGAAAAGAGAAAGUCUUCAGCUGCCCUGAAUGCGGUAAAAUAUUUAAACAAAAAGUAUGUAUGACCAGACAUAUGAAAAUUCAUACAAGAGUGAAACUCUGUAGCUGCUCCAAGUGUGUUGAAACAUGUAAUCAACCAGUUUAUCUGAUACAACAAAUUAGAAUUGGCAUGAAUAAGAAUUCCUUCCGCUGCUCUGUGUGUGGUAAAAGAUUUCAGCUUAAAUAUAAUCUGACAGGUCCUACAGUCCGUCACACAGGAGAGAAACCCUUCAGCUGCUGUUACUGUGUGGAAAGAUUAAAAAUAAAUCCUCAUUGGGUUUUUGAAACUGCACAUAGUAUAUGUGCACAAUCCUUCAACUGCAGUGUUUGUGGCCAAACAUUUGCUUCACUUUAUAAAUUAAGAAUUCACAAGUGUGUUUGCAAUCAAGUUUCAGAGCCUCAUAAGAACAAAACUGAAGGGAAAAGAGAGGAAGCCAAAGUAGCUAAUGGAGAGCACUGUGGAGGAUCAGGAGCAGCCAGGAACUUGGGUCCAGAGAGACAUUUACAACCAGAGAUUGAUGUCAGCACUGACUUUUCUGAGCCUGAGACUGAAGACACUUAUUAUUGGCAGAGCACUGGAGAACAUCAGUACUGUUUACCAUCUGAAAAAUUGUGAAUUUCUCAUAGUCAGAUAAUGGAAUGGUUAUUCAUUCUCCGAAAGAUUCACUAAACCUCACACACACUGAAAAAGAUGUCCAGAUUAAAUAUCACAUCUUUAAAGUUUAUGAGUG